CGGAGGCGCUGCGGUUCCGCCAGGGCAGACGCGACAAACACCGCGAGGGCCACUGGGCGCAGCUGCUCCGGCGCGGGGAGCCGGGCUCAGUCCCGGCCUUACGAGCACCGCGGCCCUCACCCACCUCAGGCGGGCCUGGGGGACUCCGAGGGUCGUACGGAGCGCAGAGUGCGCGUCGGGCUGGGUCCCGCAACCCCGGCACCGGAGCGCGGGUUCGGCGCGGCAGAGCGCCCGGCAUGGAGUCCGCCCUGGAGCCGGCCCGGGAGCUCCCGGCGAGGACCCGGCCGCCGCCGCCCCCCGCCGCGCGCCCCGCACCUGCUGCCGCCGCGCGCCCUGCACCUGUCCCCGCCACGCGUCCGGCUGCUGCCCCCGGCGCGCCCAGGCCGCGCUCGCCCGCCGAGGCUGAGGGCCGCGGCCCCGAGGGGGUGCUACGGCGAUCGGGGUCGGGCUACGAGGGCAGCACCAGCUGGAAGGCGGCCUUGGAGGACACCACCACGCGGCUCCUGCUAGGGGCCAUUGCUGUCCUUCUGUUCGCCAUCCUCGUGGUGAUGAGCAUCUUGGCUUCCAAGGGCUGUAUCAAGUGUGAAGCGCCCUGCCCAGAGGACUGGCUACUCUACGGAAGGAAAUGCUACUUCUUCUCUGAGGAGCCGAGAGAUUGGAACACAGGCAGGCAGUACUGCCACACGCAUGAGGCCGCCCUGGCCGUGAUUCAGAGCCAGAAGGAGCUGGAGUUUAUGUUCAAGUUCACGCGGAGGGAGCCCUGGAUUGGACUGCGCAGAGUCGGGGAUGAAUUCCACUGGGUCAACGGGGACCCAUUUGACCCAGACACAUUCACCAUCUCGGGCCCCGGGGAGUGUGUCUUCGUGGAACCCACCCGGCUGGUGUCGACGGAGUGUCUGACGACCCGGCCCUGGGUGUGCAGCAAGAUGGCCUACACAUGAGGUGGGUCGGGCCAGAGGCCGCCCCUCUGCCCAGGCCUCCGGGAGGUGCUGGCCUCGCGUCCUGUCUCCAGUAGGGGCUGCCUGUGUUUCUGAGAUGAAGCAGCUGGGAGGAUGAUUUCUGCCACCUCGACCCCAGCUCUGGGUCCCGUGUCCCACAGGCAGGUCCUGUGGCUCAGCAGUUAACUCCUCUCUGCUAAGUAGUGUAGACAUCCAUCCCCUUACACAUGCACACAUGCCCAGGCUGACCCACAUGCAGGCGCAGACGCGGAUCCCUCUCCGGCUCAGAGUCAGCAUUAGCCUGCCCACGAGUCCUUCCCCGGCCCCGCCAGCACCCAGCCCUUCCUUGCUUCAGCUCUGGUGCUUUGGGAAGGAUGGGGCUGACACAGAUGGGGUGGCUGCUGGCACAGCAGGCCUGCCUUCCAUGAUAGUGCCUCUCCUGGUGGCCAGGGGGAGGCAGGCAGCAGGGCGCCCCUCUCACCUUGGCCAACCCCCACCACGCUGCAUCAGCCCGCUUUGCUUGGCCCGGGGUUCUCAGGCAGGGCCCCUGCAGUGUUGGUGGUGCUGUUGCAUUGGUCACUGAUGGAAUAAAGAGACAACUGGCAUCCCGA
Ochotona princeps (American pika) is the source of this 1549-nucleotide messenger RNA. RefSeq names its product C-type lectin domain family 2 member L (gene CLEC2L). The transcript has 5 exons. The record is from RefSeq and is a predicted model, not a curated record. Bases 237 to 941 code for a protein of 234 amino acids. NCBI's taxonomy places the organism in Eukaryota, Metazoa, Chordata, Mammalia, Lagomorpha, Ochotonidae.